AGUUCCCGUAGUCGCGAUGAAGAAGAAAGCAAAAUAUUCUCCUUUCCUCCUCUCUAUUAAACCACAAAUGUAGAGAAGAAUGAAGGGAUUGAAUACAAAAUAGAGAAGUUGGAAAUUUCAAGCUCUUUUGUCAUGGUGAAAUUGCAUACUUUAGGUGCCAACACUUUAAGUAUCAAGGCUAAUCUGCCUGUUCAUGGAUUGCCUCAGAAUCAUUAUAAUUGUUCACCAAAACUUCCUUCUGCAUAUCCAAGCUUGUCCCUAACCAAUUCACAGCAAUCUCAGCAUCCCAUUUUUCUUUAUCCUCCAGUAAAUCAGAGUGUUGCAGCAAUAGUGUUUGGAGAUGGAUCAGAGUCGCGGCUUUAUCCAUUGACAAAGAGAAGAUCAGAAGCAGCCAUCCCUAUAGCAGCAAACUACAGACUCAUUGAUGCAGUUGUGAGCAAUUGCAUUAACAGUAACAUUAACAAGAUAUAUGCUCUCACACAAGUCAAUUCUACUUCUCUUAAUUCACACGUCUCAAGAACUUAUUCUGGAGCUAGACUGGGAAAAGACGGAUUUGUUGAGGUGAUUGCAGCAUAUCAGACCCCUGAGCAUCAGAGCUGGUUUCAGGGAACUGCUGAUGCUAUAAGAAGGUGCCUGUGGUUGCUGGAAGAGUACCCAGUGAAUGAGUUUCUGGUUCUUCCUGGCCAACAUCUAUAUAAAAUGGACUACCAGAAGCUAAUACAGGCUCACAGAAACAGCAAAUCUGAUAUAACAAUUGUUGCAUUAGGUUCUAUGAGAGAUCAUGAUCCAGGUUUUGGUCUUCUGAAGGUAAAUUCAGAAUAUCAAGUUAUGGAGUUUAGUGUGAAGUCAGAUAGAGAAUCGAUACAACUUAAAGAAGUACAAAACUCAAGAAGGUCAAUUGAUAACAGUUAUAGUACUCAUCCAAGCAUGGGGAUCUACCUCAUUAACAAAGAUACAAUGGAAAAGCUUCUCAAUGAGGUUUACCCUAAGGCAAAUGACUUUGGAAGUGAAGUAAUACGAGGAGCGGUAUCAACAGGAAUGAAGGUUCAAGCACAUCUAUUUGAUGGAUAUUGGGAGGAUUUCAGGAACAUUGAGGCAUUUUAUCAAGCAAACAUGGAGUGCAUAGAGAAAUCAUAUAUGGGAUAUAACUUCUACGACAGAGAUUCUCCAAUCUACAGCAUGCCCCGAUGCCUGCCUCCUACUCUUAUAAGUGGUGCUGUGGUGACAGAUAGUGUCAUAGGAGAUGGUUGCAAUCUCAACAGUUGCAAGAUCAAAGGCUCAGUGGUUGGUAUGAGGACAAGAAUUGGAGACGGGGCGAUAGUAGAGGAUUCAAUAAUCAUGGGUUAUGAUAUCUAUAAAGAAGAAGAUAUUCGAGGGGUGGAAGAGAAAGGAGGGAUCCCACUUGGGAUUGGUGAAAAUUCUCAAAUAAGAAAAGCAAUCAUAGAUAAGAAUGCUAGAAUUGGGAGAAAUGUCAUGAUCAUCAACAGGGAUAAUGUCCAAGAAGGAGACAGGGAAGCAGAAGGUUACAUCAUUAGUGGGGGAAUUGUGGUUGUUCUUAGGAGUGCAGAGAUCCCUCAUGGCAGCAUCUUAUGAGAUCAAUCAUUUUUUUUCUCAUUUUUAAAUUCAUUCUUUUAAUUGUUAACUAAAAUAAAAGGUUACGUAGCUC
This is a messenger RNA of Rubroshorea leprosula, 1666 nucleotides long. The record is from the annotation of a GenBank genome assembly. Lineage: Eukaryota; Viridiplantae; Streptophyta; Magnoliopsida; Malvales; Dipterocarpaceae.